Messenger RNA from Pleurotus ostreatus (oyster mushroom), 408 nucleotides. RefSeq lists its product as uncharacterized. Gene Ontology annotation, biological process: mitotic G2 DNA damage checkpoint signaling; mitotic DNA replication checkpoint signaling; DNA replication initiation. The coding region runs from base 1 to 408 and encodes 135 amino acids. The transcript has 4 exons. Lineage: Eukaryota; Fungi; Basidiomycota; Agaricomycetes; Agaricales; Pleurotaceae. The record is from RefSeq and is a predicted model, not a curated record.
AUGCACGAACACCUUUCAUCAACAGUGCACUGCGGCGACAGCGGAUAUGCCUCUCGCAACCUCACUCCCAGACCACUCCGUGGCGUCGUUCUGAGCGCUACGGGCCUUAGCACUACUGAUAAGGGGGCUUUAUUUGAACAAGCCACCGAACUUGGCGCCUGUACUGUGGCGCCGUUCACUGCCAGAGUCACCCGUCUCAUCGCAGACGCCCAUGGCGGGCCAAAGUACAUGUGCGCCGUUGGGCGCGGGAACCCGGUCGUCCGGCCGUCGUGGAUAAUGGAGUGCUAUCAACUCUGGAUGCGCGGGGACGCCGUGGAUGUGGCAGAGAUGACGCGUAAACAUCGCCUACCUACGUUCGAGGACGUUGUUCUAUGCCCCACGGGGAUCGACGCUGCCCGCCGCGCUUAG